Molecule: messenger RNA, 4127 nt
Organism: Epinephelus fuscoguttatus (brown-marbled grouper)
Lineage: Eukaryota; Metazoa; Chordata; Actinopteri; Perciformes; Serranidae
Product: leukotriene B4 receptor 1-like
Exons: 2
Coding region: 198-1103 (301 amino acids)
Biological process (GO): G protein-coupled receptor signaling pathway; immune response
Cellular component (GO): membrane
Molecular function (GO): G protein-coupled receptor activity
Source: RefSeq, a predicted model, not a curated record
CUUUGGUGGUUUGGCAGCUGAAGACAGAUCAGAAUUGGACAAGCUGCCAACCUCACUACUCUUCCGAGGCCCAGCAGGUGGCCAAGCUACUGACAGAGACUGUGGGGAACAUCUUGUUCCUCUGACUGACUGACACAGUUGUCAUCAUCAUUGGGUCAGUGCACAACGUUCAGCUUCUCUGUCAGCAAGUCUGCAGCAUGGAAAAACUCAACUCCUCUAUGGUCACUUCUAACAUCUCCUCUCCUGGACAUCCACCUCUUGAAUCCUGGGGCUCCAGAGGUCUGGUCCCUUCGUUGGUGCUGUCUUUCUGCUUCCUGCUGGGAGUUCCUGGAAACAUCGCUGUGAUCAUCCUCAGACCAAACUGGGAGAACAUGUCCAGUCUGAGCCAGAUUCUGAUGCUGAAUUUGGCCAUAUCAGACGUGCUCUGCCUGAUCACCCUGCCUCUGUGGAUUUACGCUCUACUGAAUGGCUGGAUCUUUGGCCUGGUGGCCUGUAAGCUCCUGUCAUUUCUCAUUUACUGCAGCAUUUAUGGAAGCAUGCUGACUGUGAGUGUGCUGAGCAUUCAGCGCUACCUCCAGGUGGUGCGCCUGCAGAAGUUCUUUGAUCAGCGAGGAAGGAGGAGGCUGGUGGCUCUGCUCUGGCUGGUUGCAAUGAUCCUGUCCAUCCCUGCUUUAGUGGUCCGGCAGGUGAAGACAGAUCAGAACUGGACAAGCUGCCAACCUCACUACUCUUCUGAGGCCCAGCAGGUGGCCGUGCAGCUGACAGAGACUGUGGUAGGAUCUGUUUCAAUAGCUGUUGUGGCAUUGUCAUACAUCGGCCUUUACAGAAAAGUGAACCAGGCAGCUUUCUUCAACAACCCACAGACGACCCGGCUGGUCACAAGUAUCAUUUUGACCUAUUUUGUCCUCUGGAUGCCGCAUCAUAUCAUAAACGUGCUUGGUGUGGCAGCUUUUUCACUCAAAAACGAGGGGCUGAUUAAGUUUUCUGAGGACGCUUCAAACAUUGCUGGAGCACUGACAUUUGUGAAUAGCUGUGUGGAUCCACUCCUUUAUGCUUUUGCUUCCAGAAACUUGUGCACUUUGUGCCAAAAAAGGGAACAUUAAUGCUGUUGUUAAUGCAGAAGCUUGCAUUCCUGUCAGUUUAAACAUUUGGUGUUUCUGUGAAAAGCCACCGGAUAUCUCAACAGAUUGCAGAACGCCGACAACGCUUUGGGGAACUAUUUUAUUUCUUGUCAAAAUGAAAAAAAGUUUGUGGUUCAGUAAUGAACUUUGAGGUUAAGCAGCGCCUCCCUUCAAAUGAGCUCUGUGCUGAUUUCAACUGGUCCUCAGCCAGAGCUGUAGAAAUAGAGGUUUGUUACAGUGAAUCAGGCAAAGAGUCAAAAUAUCAGCAAGUAAAUGACAGAUUCUAUCACAUUGACAAUACAAUACCAAUGAACUUGGGUUAUAAUCGUGUUUUUUAUUUCAAAAUGUAUUUUUCUCUGUGUGUAUGUUGAUGUAGAUGUGUAAAGCCUUAGCUAGCAUUUUUUAACUGAUAAUGACAAUGUCUGUAUUAGCAUCUUAGCUUUUACGGGAGAGAUCCUGGCAGAGGAAACAACAGUUAAUGAAAAGACUGAAUAGUGUUUGUGUUGGAGAACAUCCAGUGAGAGGACUGACCAUUUGUCUCCAGUGUUUAGUAACAGACAGACAGAAAUAGACGAAAAGAGAGGUGAAGUGAACUGUACUUAUGAUUCAGACAGAUGUAUAAACUCAUUUAGUGAUUGAUUGAUUUAUUCAUUCAUUCUUUUUUCUUCUGUUUAGGGCACCUAAAAGCUAGACACAUGUUCAAACGGCAGACUUUUCCAGCUCUCACUGGAUUUUAUAUAUAUAUAUAUAUAUAUAUAUAUAUAUAUGUUGCAUAUAUUUUGUCUCAGGUAAACUGUGUUGAUGUAUUGUGCAACGCAUUCUCACUCUGACCUCGUCACAUAUCAGUAUUUGUUCAUGGACCUUCCAUGUCCACAUAUAAUGUUAGAGAUAACCCGGUUCUCCAUUUGUUAACGUUCAGGGACGCUGUGUCAAUUACACCUGUUACAUACAUUGUCUUCUUUCAAAGUACACUUCUGUUUUCACAAGAAACUUAAUGUUUACAUACAGUGUCUUUAAAAUAAAUGCACCACGUCAGUACAAUAAUGCAAAUGAAUGUUUUUGUUUUUCUCCAACAACCAAUGCUUGUGGUUAUGUUUAGCCAACAAAUGCAGGUGUUUGGGUUUAGGAAAAAAAGAACAGGGUUUGGCUUUAUAAUCUUAUGGAACACAAACACCACUCUCCUGGGUGAAAAUUGGUGUUUGUUGGACCCACACACCACCCCUUCCACCCGCCCUACUUGGAUUUUAGCCACUUUAACUUAUUUCUGGCUGCGUAUAAUGCUGACGUUAAAGGACAGCUUUUUUCAUCAGUGUCUGAUGCCACAAGUCACUGCCCAAGUACCGGAUUUUGACGACUUCGGAGUGAGACCGGGUUGUAUUGUGACGUUAUUGUAUCCCAAAGAGAUUACAAUACAUUAAUAGUAUAUAUCAACGCGAUCUCAGUCCCAACAUGUCAAAUAUCGACGCUUGGUUAGUAGCCUGUUACCAAUGCACUGAGGUACCCUUUAGUGGUGGUAUGACCGGGCGGCGCCAUUUUUGACCCUCCACAUAACUGCCAUAGUAUAAAGAGUGAGAAAGUCAGUACAGGGUGGAUGAGAGGGGAAUAUCGGUCAAACAAACUCAGGACUUUCACCUGGGAGUUUGCUGUUUGUGUCUCGUUUGCAACCAGAAUUCCAAUGAGUUGUUUUAAUAACCGUGUAGUGUGCUAGCAUGUGUAGCAUGCUAUGAUAGUGACCUAUGUCACAUGAUGUAUGUAACGUGUAUGUCACAUGAUGUCACAUUACGUAAGUAACAGACAUACUCGUUUUAAGCCAAACCAUUUUUUUUCUAAACUGAGCACGUACUUUUGUCCCCUAAGCUUCAGCUGUGAUGUUUGAUGUAUGUUCAAGUUUACUACAAAAAGAGACUGUAACAAUAAUAAUAAUUAAAAUAAUCUUUAUUUAUAAAGUGCUUUUCAGAACAACGUUACAAAGUGCUUUACAUGUCAGUAAUUAAAACAGACAAGACAUGGAAACAGCAACUUUUAAAAGAACUGAUAUAAACACACUAUAUAAACUGAGGGAAAUAACAGACAGUCUAAAUGAACUUAGAACUCAGGAUAAAAGUGUGUAUUAAGAAGGGACCUAAAAGAGAUCACUGAUUCGGCUGACCAGAUUUCCUCGUGCAGAUUGUUCCAGAGCCUAGGGGCCCCUUUAGUUUUCAGCUGGGACAGAUGAAAGAAAUCAGCUGCCCGAGGACCUUAAAGUACAUCCUGGCAUCUACGGCACUAAGAGGUCGGAGAUAUAGCUGUGAGAGAGACCAUGGGGAACCCUUAAAAAUAAUCAGUAAAAUCUUAAAAUUGACUCUAAAACGUACUGGGAGCCUGUGUAAAGAAGCUAAAACUGGAGUGAUGUCAUUUUGUCUCUGGCAGCUGAAUUCUUAACAGUCUGGAUUCGACUAAUAGAUCUUUGAAUCAGGCAAGAAAAGAGACUGGUAUCAAUCCAGACAUGAGUCGCAUCAAUCCUCUCACCUAAUUCUCAGCAAGAAAGUGAAUACCCAUGUUAGUAUUAUUAUUUCAGAAAUAUUAUUAGCAAAAUGCACUUAAAGUAUCAAAGUAACUGAUGUUAGUUGAGAUGGAUCUUAGUUUUAAAUGGUCUACUGUUACUGUAUUUUAAUCUAUGUUUUAUAUUCUUAUAUUGUGUUUGUAUAUAACUAACUGCUGUGAACGAAUUGUAGUGUUAUAAAAAAUGCAAUAUUUUUUACUCAAAUGAAGUAGAGCGUAUAACAGGGUUUCUACAGCUUAAUUAAGGCAAGCUAGAUUUAAGACUUUUUUUUUUUCAUGCCACUUGCAAUGAAAUCAAACACCAAUUUUACAAUAAAGAAAUUUAAAAAAAAAAAACCAUGACCGGACAUUAAUUACUUGAAGUAAGGGAAAAUUUUGCCCAAAUGUUCAGGUAAAAUAAAACAUGACUUUUUCAUCAUGUGGCAGAGACGAGGGUAGAGCACAGUGGCAAACCAAACACCUGCG